This is a messenger RNA of Condylura cristata (star-nosed mole), 1278 nucleotides long. RefSeq names its product CLK4-associating serine/arginine rich protein-like. Bases 1 to 1254 code for a protein of 417 amino acids. The transcript has 3 exons. NCBI's taxonomy places the organism in Eukaryota, Metazoa, Chordata, Mammalia, Eulipotyphla, Talpidae. The record is from RefSeq and is a predicted model, not a curated record.
AUGAGAAAUGGAAACAAGGUCUCAAGAACGAGGAGCCCCUUAGAGUCUGUUGGUUACCGGCGAAAAGUGCUUACUUUGGGCAAGCCCGAUCCAGCUCCCGCGGGGAGCCCACAUACUCCCUCACUUAGUAUUUCUGAACCCCGUUCUUCGCAAGGAGAGCUGAGGGGGUUCUGGGAUACUUGGAAUCUGUCCCUUAGGCAGAAACUCAGCAGCCUCCAGCCGCCGCUGCCCGGGGCUGACCCUGUGGAGCGGAUCCCCCACCCGCGGCCCCAACCUCCCAGCUCUGCAAAGGGAGGGGGGAAAGAGGGAGCCGCGCACAGCAGCCUUCCCGGAGCUGCAGACACGGAGCUCGGAGCCCUGGGAGCCUCUAGGCGGCUUUCCCUUGGCUGCGCGGGUGUGCAGGCUCUCCCCGCCACCCCCACCGCGACUCGCUUUCCUCGCUCCCUCCCUCCAGCCCCGCCGGCCGGAGCGCGCACACCGGGGCUCCGGCACGUGGGCGCGCGGGAGGCGGCGGCCGCUGCUGCCGCUGCCGGAGCCCAAGACCGAGCCGGCGAGAUCGCCCUCCAUGCUGCGGGCUCGGUGGCCGCUUUCCGCUCAGCCUCUGGCCGGAGCUCAGCUCUCCAAGCCCGCAAAGCAGGGAAGCGGAGGAGGACGCGGACAGGUGCAGGGGUACCGAGGGUUGGGGCGAGCGGGGCUGUGAGCCGGCGCGCCCGCAGCCGGGAGGAGGCGACCGGUUCGCUCCCUCGCUCUUUCGCUCGCUGGCUCACUCGCUCCUCCAGCCGCUGCUGGGGCUUCCAGGCGGCGCGAUGCUGCUGCGCUCCUCCUAGGCGGCGGCCAGCCGAGGCUUCCCGGAGCGGCCAGGUCCACGCCAGUCCCCGCUCGGCGAACGAGUCUGGGUGCAUCCGGGGGGCACGCGCCCGGCAGCUCCAGCCGAAGCGAGCGCCAAGUCUGAAGUCGGUCCCCAGCGCCGCCAACUUCCCCGGGAGCUCCUCGCCCCGCCGCAGCCUGCGCCAGCCCUGGGAGCGAUGCGCCCCCAGCCGGGCGCCGCGCCCUCUGCCAACUCGCCACCCAUGGGAUCGACUGCCCUCGGCUGCCCCGCUUGGAGCGCUUAGCCUUCACCACGUAGCCGGGAGUGGAGCGAGAUCACCAAGGUGUUUAGCGGAUCCCGCGCGCCAGUCUGCUGGGGUCUCCUGCGUGGGCAGCGUCCAGACUCUGGGAUUUUUUACUUGGAUUUUGGAUUUGACUCUGGGGUGAGAAGAAAAUAUUCCUUCCUCCUAG